AAUGGAAAAUGGAACAUAACAGUGAAGGGAAGGGAAGAAGCAAUAAUUAAGAAUUAAGAAUGAAUUAACACGCAAGUAUGAGCGGGUCAGUGGGGGAACAAGUUCUUUCUUUUAUUAUUGUGAAAGAGAUGGUGGCCCCGCAAAUUGAAAGGAAAAUGACUGAGCAGUUGCAGCAGGGGUGAUUGAUGAUGAUGAUGAUGAUGAUGGGUCUUGCGCGAUCUAAUCUGAAUAUGAAGCAGCGAUUGUUGAGACUUUGUUACUAUUGGGUCUCUCUGAUUCCGCAACUAUUGCGUCUCCUCCAAAUGCUUUGCUUCAAAUUCAACCACUUUCCUUGGAAUCGGAAAGGCAACACCAUUACUCUCCCUCAAACCUUUUCUCUUCCCUCUCCGCUUCCCCAAUGGCCUCAAGGACAAGGUUUUGCUUCUGGAAUUGUAAACCUUGGGGAGAUAGAAGUGUGCAAGGUCACUGGGUUUGAGUUUGUUUGGAACAGCAACAUUGGAAAGCCUGUUGCUUUCUAUAAACCUGUGCGAAUACCAGAUGGGUUCCGUAUCCUUGGACACUAUUGUCAGCCCAGUGACAAGCCGUUACGGGGUUUUGUGCUUGGUGUUAGGGAAGUGGAAACUGCUUCAUCUGAGACAAGCAACUGUCACACGUUACCAGCCUUGAAGAAUCCCCUUGACUAUAUGUUGGUAUGGUGUUCCAAUGCAGGAAGUAAGGAAUUGCCAAUUGGUUCUGCUUACUUUUGGGUGCCCCAGCUUCCUGAAGGUUACAGUGCCCUUGGCUAUUUGGUUACUAAUGUGCCCGACAAGCCCAAUUUGGAUGAAAUGAUUUGUGUUCGUGCUGACCUCACUGAUAAAUGUGAACCUUACCGGUUAAUGCUUGACGCUGCUCCUGUAACUCCAGAGUUUCCAUUUCAGGUGUGGAAUUUGAGACCUCGUGACCGUGGCAUGCUGGGGGAAGGAGUUUCAGUAGGGACUUUUUUCUGCACUAGUUGUUGGAACAAGGGAGAAGAGCUACCUGUUGUGUGCUUGAAGAACCUAAAUCCUGUGCUACCAGCAAUGCCACGCCUCCACCAAAUACAUGCACUUAUAGAGCACUAUGGGCCUACUGUUUUCUUUCAUCCCGAGGAAGCUUACUUGCCUUCUUCUGUUGAUUGGUUUUUCAAUAAUGGGGCCUUGUUGUACCGAAAGGGCGUGUCCACGGGAGAGACCAUUGAUGCAGCCGGCUCAAAUUUGCCAGGUGGGGGAAGAAAUGACGGGGAGUUUUGGAUAGAUUUGCCAAGUGAUGAUAGAAGGGAUUUUGUCAAGCAUGGGGACUUGAAGAGUGCUAAGCUUUAUGUUCAUGUGAAGGCUGCUCUUGGUGGAACUUUUACUGAUGUUGCUAUGUGGGUGUUUUGCCCUUUCAAUGGACCCUCCACUCUGAAAAUUGGAAUUACAAGUAGGGCUUUUAGUAAGGUUGGAGAGCAUGUUGGUGACUGGGAGCAUUUUACACUUCGUAUAUGCAACUUUACUGGAGAAUUGUGGAGUAUAUAUUUCUCACAGCACAGUGGUGGAAAAUGGGUGGAUGCCUAUGAAUUGGAGUAUAUUGAUGGCAAUAAAGCUGUUGUCUACUCAUCCAAAAAUGGACAUGCAAGCUACCCCCACCCUGGAACAUAUCUCCAAGGGUCUUCAAAACUUGGGAUUGGCAUUAGGAAUGAUGCUACUCGUAGUCAUUUGUAUGUGGAUUCUAGCAUUCAAUACGAGCUUGUUGCAGCCGAGUAUCUAGGAGAUGUUGUCAGAGAGCCUCAAUGGUUGCAAUUUAUGAGAGAGUGGGGUCCAAAAAUUGUUUAUGAUUCAAAAACUGAGCUGGAUAAGAUAAUGAAUGCUCUUCCUCGCGGGCUUCGAAAUGCAUUUGGUAACUUGAUUAAAAAGCUUCCGGUAGAGCUGUAUGGUGAGGAAGGUCCUACAGGGCCAAAAGAGAAAAAUAACUGGAUAGGAGAUGAAAGAUGGUGAAUUUAUAUAUAUGAUACUUCAUACUUAUACAUAUACAUAUCACACCAAUUGGUCAAAUCAGCAAGUUCUUUUUCUAGGCCAGAAAUUUUGUAAUAAUAAUAUGUUGUAAAUUCAUAGUGUGAGAAAAGUUAUAUGCUUGUAUUAUAGUUUUGGGUGGUGCUUAUGUUAUUGUUUAUUGGUUUUUGGAAAAGGGAGCAAGGUCAGACUUAGGAUUUGUUGUCUGGGAAUUAGUGUAUUACAUGAGAGUUCUUGUACUGUGUCUUGUGUCCCAGUGUGAUUUGUUAUCCAUGCCAAAAAUAAUUUUGCAGGAGUGUAAAUGAUUCAAUGAAAGUUCUUCCACUCUUUGCCUUUCGUCCAA
Molecule: messenger RNA, 2349 nt
Organism: Glycine soja
Lineage: Eukaryota; Viridiplantae; Streptophyta; Magnoliopsida; Fabales; Fabaceae
Exons: 2
Coding region: 186-1991 (601 amino acids)
Source: RefSeq, a predicted model, not a curated record